AUACUUAGACAUACUUCACACAUUACUGUAUUCAGUUUUUAUCGUGUUUUUCCUUACACGUAGUACCAUGUAGUUCUAAUGCGUUCUUGUCACGAAAGGAAAGCGCUUCUUUAUUCGUCGUAAAUGGGUAUAAAACACAGUAUUUAUGAAAGUCCCGGUACUUUGAAUUAUUAUAAAUUCAGCACUGAAGAAUACGCAUUGGUUAAAAACAUAUGGUCGGAAGUUGAGAUUAGCCCUCAAAAUCAUGGAAGUGCCUUUUUCAGAACGUGCGUGAUAUUAAAAAAGAAAUUUGCGAAUAACAGAAAAUUAUAUAAUUAUGCGUGAUAUUAUUAUCGAUCGAUGAGAAAUAACUGAAACGUCGUUUAAAGAUCCCGAUUAAAGACGACGAUGUUACGGUAGUUUUUCAAGGGAUCAUGAAAUUCCAGCUUUUGCGAUACCUACCCGCAGUACGUGAAAUUUUUCACGCUAGAACUUAAAGCAUCCGUGAACUUCGAUUUCCGUAACAUUGAGAAAUUUUCGAGGAUCAUCGAAGCUAUGGGAUAUCUACUGCUGGACUUCAACAACAAGCCGAGACAACUGGAUCGAUUCGUCGGUUACCUAGCCAUGGUACAUAAGGAUAUGCGAUUGAACGAACAAGACUUGCACAGAUUCACGUCGUCGUUAUUGGGUUACCUGUCGCAUACGUAUCCCACGCGAAUGACCGCGCAGUGUCAGCACGCCAUGUCCCAAUACAUGGACAGCAUCACAAGAGAGCUUUCGAAGAAGAUGGAGAUCUUUCGCUGCUAUGACAUCGCGCAAUUGGAUGCGGUGACAAAAGUAAGGGACAAGUGUGAUAACUCGGCCUCGGGGCAACAUAACAUUCCGAGAACUUCACGUCGCCGCUUCCAGUCGGAAAAAGAAAUUCGAGACAACCUCAUCAGUGUAAAUUCUAUCAUUCUAUUAUCAUACUCUCCGUCGUAUCGGAAGGUACGCGAUGAAACGUUCCGUUAAAAAUUGUCUCUAUACAAGCCUCUACACAUACCCUACGUUUAAGUUACAUUUCUAACGCGCGUCACUUCUCGCCUACUUUGUGCAGGCACCGCAAUCAUAUAAAAAGUAGUAGGAAGUAGUUUGCCGAAUUUAGUCGGUGUUGUAUUUUCACUUGUAUGUAUGCUUCAAAACAAUCGGAGCCGCUAAGAUCCAGGCGUGAAUCUGCAUGAAUUGCGUCAGGAGCUAUUCAACAAUUACGUCACAUUACGAGGGGGG
Molecule: messenger RNA, 1245 nt
Organism: Dinoponera quadriceps
Lineage: Eukaryota; Metazoa; Arthropoda; Insecta; Hymenoptera; Formicidae
Exons: 2
Coding region: 535-990 (151 amino acids)
Source: RefSeq, a predicted model, not a curated record